Molecule: messenger RNA, 168 nt
Organism: Funneliformis mosseae
Lineage: Eukaryota; Fungi; Glomeromycota; Glomeromycetes; Glomerales; Glomeraceae
Source: the annotation of a GenBank genome assembly
AGUUCUGGGUUUUUAUUUUGUGAGAGAGAAAUCUCUCAAUUUGACGAAGAGGAAGCUUUUGCUCCUCUUCAAAUUAUAUUCAUUGGAAUAAAAUCGCGCGUGGUGACGUUAGUAGGCCAAGUCAUCGAAAAAUCAGGCGCGAUGAGUGGCGGUGAUCAUAAAGUUUAA